Porites lobata is the source of this 7716-nucleotide messenger RNA. The record is from the annotation of a GenBank genome assembly. NCBI's taxonomy places the organism in Eukaryota, Metazoa, Cnidaria, Anthozoa, Scleractinia, Poritidae.
AUGGCGGUCGAUACCGUAAAAAUCGAGGCUGACGCAUAUAUGGUUUGUUUGACUCACGCGUUGUCCACUGAAAGAGAAGAAGUGAUGGGAUUAUUAAUAGGAGAGGUACAGUAUUUGUUUACACGUUUCAUAUGGAAAAUAUUUAGGGGAUCUUGAAGGUAAAACCUGUGUACCAUUUUUGCCAUUGGCACUUUUGAUAAAAAAUGCUGAUCAGAUCCGAUCGGCUUUCAGACUAGUAAAACCCUCACGACACAUAAACUAAUGAUCGGCAUAUCAGCUGUCAUGCAACGGACUAAUAUAAUAAAUUAAACUUUAUAUAAUAAUGCAUAUUUAGCCGUGUUCGGGAGAAAAUUUAUUACUCAUCUUUAUUUGACAGAUUCAUUUGAUUGGUUUGACGGUAUCCGGUCACUUCGUGCCAUGGUAAGAUCGUUCCAAGCCAGUUUGUUCCACCUAAUAGUCACGUUGUUCCAUAGUAUAGUCAGAACUUUUCACGAGUCUUUAAGCUACAAGCAGAAACAAGGGUGCUACUCAUGUGUGUACCUCGUUCUUUGAGCCACAAGCCCCAAAGAGCGCAUUUCACAACGAGUUUUACUCUAAAACUGUGUAAUGAUCUGACCAUAAAAUGGAACGAUCAGACUUGGAAUGAUCUGACAAUGAAAUGAAGUGAUCGUAAAAUGGUUUGACGUAUCUUAAGUUGGACUUCUGACCCAGCAGAUGAUCUUAACUUGAUUUAUGUAGACCCAAAUUAGAGUUUGGUUCAUCUCAUGAAAAGUUUCAUGUUUGGCCUUGAAACUGAUAUCCUUUCAAAACUUUCGGGGUAAGCAUCCCCCAGACCCCCAUUCAACUCGUGUAGUUGAAAAAUGCUUGGUUGAUACAGAACUGACUUUCUUACAAGCUUUAUAUCCCAGUUUAUUGUUAUUUAUUCUUUCUCUUUUCCACACCAUAUAGUUUUUUCUUCAGAUGAUAUAUCAAUGAUUUUUUUAAAAAGGCUUGAUGAAAGCAUGGUUGAGGCUCAAUAGAGGCACCAUGAAGGCACUAUCUAUGUACAGUUGAUGGAAUUCAGGCUGGAUGCACAUUAAUCAGCUCCUUAAAGUGUGUGCCAGAUUCUCGUGCGAGCAAGAUAUACAAUAACAAAAUUUGAUCAAUUUUGUUGUGACUGUGAUCAUCAACACUGUUCACUUAGCCUAGUUACAUAGAAUGAUCUAUAAUUAUAGAUUGCUCUACAUGUAUGUAAUUUUGAUUCAUUUUGGAAUAAAGGCACAUUCACAACCUGGCCUCAGCGUAAAAACCUAUUUAAAUUGUAAGGAAAUGACAAGGAAAUGAAGUGACGGUAGCAAGUGCCCGCAUUUCUUGUGCAUUGUUUUAAAGGUGAUGUUACAUGAAAUGAUUUGCAACAAUGGCUUUAAGCACAACACAGCUUUGGAAUGUUGGAACAACAUUGCAACCAUUUGAUUCAAUGUUGCAACAAUGUUGUAGCGCUCUGUUGUGCUGAAAAUCGUCAUUGCGAAUCAUCCCGUGCAACAUCAUCUUAAAUGAGCCAUACUUGUUUAAUUUCAGAUUGAAGAGGAGAAAGUAGCUCAUAUUUAUUCAGUCAUUAUGCUUCAAAGACUGGACAAAAGAAAGGACAGAGUGGAAAUUUCACCUGAGCAGCUGUCAGACGCCUCCACCCAGGCAGAGGUAAAAGCAUCUGAAUAGAGAAUGAAUUACAGUUUAUAGAGUCUUGUAUUUACCUUGUGAUUAUAUCAUGAUAACCUCAAAUACAUGUAUCAUCACAGUCAACUGGCAUUAUUGUUAAUAUCCUAGGAUGUUGAGUUAGUGUCUUACAGGAGUUUGUUCCAGUCAAACAUUUUAUAAUGUUUGUGGGGGACUCAGCUACUGUCUAUAUUAGCAGAGUGUCCAUAAUAGCUGCUGUAGCUUGUGUGGCAGGAGUCUAAAGGGAAGGGAGAGGGAGCAAAAGAAAGGCUCCCUUCCCCUCUCAAACUUUCCCUCCUUCCUCCCCCCUCCCCCUCUUGUGCCAGCCACCCACACUAAUGGUGAAGGACCACCCAGAUUUAUGGUAGGGACUAGAGGGGAGAGAGAGAAAAGGAAAGAGCCAAGAAUAAGGGUAGAAAGAAAGGCUCAGACCCUUCCCCUCUCACAAUUUUCUCCCCCUCCCCCUUCCUCUCCUCCCCCAUUCUUGUACCAGCCACUCAUGCUAAUGGCAAGGAACCACCCAAAUUUAUGGCAGGGGCUGAAUGGGCGGGAGAGGGAGAGAAAGGCAAAGAGGAGAAAAAGGAUAGAAAUAGAUGGUCCCUUCCCCUCUCAUACCUCUUAUGGGUAGAAGGGCCUGUAACUUGUUGGCUUAUACAUGAAAGUGAGAGGGGCUUGUAAACAGAGGUUAACAGUAUGCACGUACAGAAUAGAUUAGGUAUUCAGUGUAGUUCAUGUUCUGGCAUCUUCUCACCAGAGACUGGGUAUGUUGACAUCAAAACAACAACCAAUGAGAGUCAUUGGCUGGUACCAUUCUCACCCUCAUAUCACUGUCUGGCCUUCACAUGUUGGUAAGUUAACUAUGUCGGAUCAUUAUACAUUUCUGGGAAACUGCCCAACUACCCCUCCCCUAAGCCAACAUUAACACUUACUUCUCACUUAGGGCAAAAUGGCGGCUUAGGGGAGGGGUAGGUGGGCAUUUGUAACCCAGAAACAUAUAAUGAUCCGCUAUUUCUAGGAAUUCAAAGUCUCAAUCAUGAUCUUGUUUAUCAUUAUCUUUGUCACCUAUAGUUCUAUUUUUCAUCUUUGCCCUCUUCACAUUUAUGCCCAUCAUCAUCAUUAUCAUUUUCCUCAUCAGCUUUAACCCAUUAAGCCCCAGUAUCCACAUACAAAUUCCCCAAACUGAUCUUCAUACAUUUUCCUAAAGAAUUAGUUGAGAGAAUUUGAUAAUAGAUCAAGGCAUUUUCUCUUGGGUGAUCAUUUUAUUAAUUCACAUAUCUUAUCUCUUGACAGUGUAUGGAUAGUGUUAGGAGAAAAUUGAUCUUGGUAACCAUUGGGACUUAAAGGGUUAAGUCUGGUUACAUGUAUAUGGUCGUGAGAGGAACACUUUAAAAUUUUCUAUUUAUACUGAAAAUUCAUCUUUUGUUGUCAUCAUUGUUUUCACCAUAAUCCUCAUUAAUACCCUUAUCAUGCUCAACAUACAGGUAUCUUUGCCUUGUUUCGUGGAUUUGUUAGAAAUGUCAUGAAAUGUGGAUUUUUCAAAGAGUAAACAAAAGAAAUAACUUUCAUCUAACCAGUGUGUUUUCUUUGUUGUGUUAAGAUCUGCGCACUCAAGCAAUGUAUCAAGUUAUGGAUGCAAGAUUUGUUGGCCUUAUCUUUUCUUGUUUCAAUACUGAUCCCAAUUUGGUAAGUUAACUUGACAUUGUGUGUCUUAAUCAUUUCAGCCCAAGAGACGUAGAGGACAUUGUAUGGCUGCAUGGUAGCCUGCAUAGCAAGCGCUUGGAACUAAGGGCGCUCAAGGGAGACAUAUGUGUCUCUCUUGCAUGCUGCAUUUUUUCUUGUGCCCAUUACUUCCAAGUGCCCACUAUGCAGGCUAACUGCAUGGUGUGACCUUGUAUGACAAACAUUUUCCAAUAUGAGAAGAGAAGUUUCAUUUCUCAAGUGGCCUUGUAAUGUUCUGUUUAUUAUAUAAACACCAACAAAAUACCAAACCAUUGCACUUUUUUGCUGUGAAAGGUGAGAUUUGUAAGGUAACAAUAGCAGCAGUGACCAUUUUAUGUGUGAAGAUACUAUGUUAUUGUCACGUGUGAAAAUACCAUAUUUUUGCACGGUAAACCCAAAUGACACCAUUAUAUUAUUUUAUUAUUUAUUUUGAACUUUUUUAUUAGUCUUAAUUUAGGGCUCCUGUUGAUAACAGAUAUACUUUUAAGUAUUCUGAAGGGAUUACCCUAGUUAAAUAAAGGUUUUCUACUACUAUGUAAUAAAGACAGACAUAUUUUAUUUGUCUCUCUUUCCCAAGUAUCUCACAAGUGCCCACCAUUUUUUCUGUUUGAAAUGCCCUCCAAAUGAGCAGGUUGUUCUUGGACAUACCUGAAGAAAAUUCUGGACCAAUCUCUGUUGUAUUUUGAUAAAUUCAGUUUGUGUGCAUUUCCAAGUAGGCUCAAGAAAAGAACAUUAGAAUGAACAUGAACAGCAUUGUCUGUUUUUACAAGCACCAAUAACGCUAAAUAAGUAAAAACUUAUAAUUAUAAACUAAGACAGGGUAAGCAACGCCAGCCCUUAAUUUUGUUUUCCAGGGUGGUCAUCUGAAGGUGUACUGUUUUCAGUCUCUAAACACAAGGCCCGAUGGGGGAACAACACAGUAAGUUCUUAGUCCAGAUAAAGUGGGUGAAAGCAGUCAUGGUGACCAUGUCAUCAGUGUGGCUAUUUACGAGCCCUAAAUAGUAGUACUUAACGUGGCCAUUGCACCGGGCAAAGGUGGUUUCACCAGCUUAAAAGAUCUUAAGUGCUUAAAAUUUAGUUAGUACAUUUAGUUAGGUGCAAAGGUGGUAACUUUGAAAUACAGUGUAAGGAGGAAUUCUGUCAUGAUUCUGAGGAUCUCUUGCAAGGAGAUACUCUUUUGUGGCAAAGUUUCCCUAGCACUGUUAGGUUUUAUGACAAUGAUUCUUCUUGAUCAUCUCAGAUAUCAGAGAGUAGAAAUUGAACUUCAAGUCGUUCACACCGAGGUUUUGUCAAAAGCAACUUUAAACAGUUUGUCAGAGCUGCCCCAAAUACUCUCGAAGGUAAGAUGCUCUUUAAUCCACUCAUAACUCAAUCCUCUCUAAUUUCUCUUUGUGGCAUUAAACAUAAUUUAUUGUUACAUGUACCAUGUGUUUUGCAAAUGGUCUUGUAGGAGUGCCCCAACCCCCACAACACCCUCGCCCCACCCCGGGUACGUAUUUAGGCAUUUACGGUAUUUUUUUAUUUAUUUCGAAUCAAAUAGCGUGACCUGAGCAUCUGGAGCCGCAGGCAAAGUUAUUAGAGAGCUUUAGAUUGGAGAACGAGGACAACCUACGAAUACGAGAUUUAACUUAAAGUUUUUUUGCGUAUUCUCGAAAAAUAUUCAACCCGGAAAGCUUCAUUGUACUAUUUUCAACUGAAAAAUUAGUGCGGUUAUUUUUAUUGGAGAAAGCUUAGCCCUUUCAAGGUCGCAAAAUGAUUAAACUUCUAAAAUUUUAUAACAUGGUCCCGCCACUAUGAGCUUCUAGCUAAAACGCGUAGUAGAAUGACGACGGCUAUCACGUUUUCCCGCCAAAAUGACGUUAGCUCAGGCAAGAGCACUACUCAGUAUUGAGAAAAUCUCGUACUCGUAGUCGUCCUCGUCUCAGAAUCUAAAGCUCUCUUAUUUUAAGUGCUAAAUCAAUUCACUUCUGUUUUUAGGAAGAAGAGGAGGCGUACAGAAAAACAUUGGAGUAAGUUUGAACAGUUAGUUUCCAGUUGAUAAACAGGGGGCUGUUAAACAAGACACCAUGUUUUCGUGGUGGAGAAGGGGUCUACAUAAAGACAUUACCAUUCUUCCCGUGGAGUGGUGGGGUCCUGCCUGUUCACUUUUUUUUUACCACUUCCAUUAGUACUAUACUUGGGGGUAACCCCCAGGGAUGAGCAAGUGAGCAAUAACGCGCGGUUGCUAAAAAGAUAAAAUGGACGAGAGCCGAGUUUCCACGCUGACCCGUGUAAUCACUCAUUUGAACAGCGAAUAGUCACAUAUGCAGUCUACGUCACUACUGAAAUGGAGGCAGUUUAAGCAGAAACUCAGUCAUAUGGUUUAAGUAUAGCCAAGCAAACAUUUUUUUUCGUUUUAUUCGUGAUACAACUGUAUAACAAAAUUUCUCACAAACUUGACAACUUUUGGAAGAUUGUUUGUCCAUUUGUGAAGUGGUCGACGAAGCGUCUCCGUCUUCUCUUAAGAUGACUCGAAAUCAACAAAUCCUACAACGUGAAGACCUGUCUUCCGCCGUAGUCGCUAUUACGUGAGUAUAAAAUGCGACUCUUCUCCUAUAUUUUACAAUCGCUGAUUUUAAAACCUAUCAUAGAUUGUUUGUAUCUUUAUCAAGAAAGUAUUUGACGCUUCUGGUUUUCCAGUAAUUACGUCUUCCCUGCGUUUUACUAACAGCGAAAGCAAAUGAGCGAGAAACCCCGUAGUCACUGUUUGGGUACCGCUUGAGCUGAAAGUUGGUAGGCUACGUUGGCGUACUCUCCCCAGGACUCCGCGUCUUUGACUGUCGUAGUCGAGGUCGCCGUAGUGAUUUGCUUGAAGUGUCUAUUAAAGCAGUAACUACCUGCUUUUGCAAAAAGUGACUUCGCGUUCUUUGAAACUUCUGCGCGAUUAUCCAAACUCGCUUACUUUGUCCUUUUGUUGAAUUCUGAACAAAAAUAUCCAUGUUUAAAAAGAGAAAGGGAAAUUCGUCUUCAUAGGCAAUUCACGUCGUAGUCAUACAGUGAAAUUUAAACAAAAAGAGCGUGAUGCACGUGCAAAGUUGUUGUUUUGCCAAUCUUUACCAGUUGCCAGUUUUGACGUUUUAGUAGACUUGCUCACAAGUCGAGCUUUUGAGCGCGUAGCGCGACUGUGAGCGCGAAGCGCGAGCGAGCGAAAGUUCGUGCCGGGUCCUACCACACCAGACCAGAAAACCAAGCGAACGACUUUGAGAAAGUCUAACGUUUUAGUUGUUGUCGGACGUGUAUGUGUUGUGGUUUAGUUUUCUCCUUCCUUUUCUGUUUUCCAUUGUUUCAGACUCAUUAUCAUACAUUACUAUAGACAAAAACAAAGAAAAAUAGAAUUUAAACCAAGAAUAAAUUUGAACCACAACAUAUAUAAUAAUCUUACUUACCAUGUGGUUUAUAAUUUUCUUUGUAUAAUUAUUACUUACAGUUCACAGGACCUUUUAACUGCCGUCCACAACAGCUCAGGUAACAAAAUCUUUUCACCAUUGUACUCUCUCCUUUAACUAAAUUUUAGCCCGGCUGCACAGCAAGCGUUUCAGUGGAACUGAGCUAAGCGGUCAGAUGAGAGGAGAGACUGGGAACGAAGCGAGUCUUCAUAUGGUCGCUACGGUCGUAGUGUCCAGCAGUCUUAACGAUCGUAAGAAAACGAGGCUUGAUAUAAAUCGAUAUUAUCGCUACAACCGUUGAACAGUUGCUCCAACUUCAAGUUUUCAACCUACCGAACAGAGCCGAUCUUAGCGAAAAUUUGGAAACAAAGCCUUUGGGCGAGGGAAUCGCACCAACUUGUUUGUUUUUUCGUAUAGUUUAUUGGCAGGUCCGCCUUAAAAGCCCUUGCUAGUGCAGUCAGUGAGACAAUAAACUGUAUAAAAGAGUCAGGGAAACGAUAAUUUAAUUUCAAACCAGGCAGAUGGAGCUCGUUAGCCGAUGGGACCCGCAACCGUGACAGGGACUCAUUAGUUAAAAACACUUUAUCGUUUCCUUUAGGAGCGGGCUUAAAAAGUCAAAAAAUUGACAUGUGUUCGCUAGCUAGAGCGUUUGACCGCCAUGUACACCGCAGACUAAGUUCUAUCAUGCUUCUUGUUAAUUUCUGUAGUUUUUACCAAGGCCCUGUGCCAGCUGAUGGAGGUUAUGUGUGGGCCGCUUCUUCAAACGCUGGAAAACAGGUUACAAGUAAAUCUCAAGAGAACAGCUGCACUGGAAACAGAAAAAGAGACAUUAGACAGAGAAAUAGAGAAACUGAAAACUGAAUUACAGGCUUCGAAAUGA